AUGGCUCUACCAAUCGAGAUCAUAGAAAUUGUCCUGUCAAAAUUAUCAGUUAAAACUCUUCUUCGAUUCAAAACAGUUUGCAAGUCAUGGAAUAUUCUGAUUUCAGAUCCUAUGUUCAUUCGUAAACAUCACGACCGACAGCUUCGAUCUAAGGGUUCGAAGAAGUCGGAGAAUCUUUUUCUAGUUAAGAAUUCACAAGGGUUUUCAUUGGUUAAAUUGGAGAAAGGUCGAAGAAUCCAAACUUUACAACAAGUGUUCGGCCCCUAUUUGUGGGUGACUGUCUUAUGCUUCUGCGAAGGGCUGAUACUCAUAUGCGACCUUUCAAAAGAGAAUUUCGCGUUGUGGAAUCCAUCCACUCGAACACACACAGUUUUUAAGCCCACGUUUUACUGCGUUAAUGCAGCUUUUGGGGUUUGCCAUGACCCAAUCACUGAUGAUUUUAAUGUUGUUAUCGCGAAAUCGUACAAUUACUCGGUUUAUUCUUGCAACAACAAAUCAUGGACAAUGCUGGAAAAAGAGUAUGAAACUAAGUACAAUGAUUACAGUGUAUCGUACGAAUUGGGGGUCUGUGUUGACGGGACUAGCUAUUGGGCUUCGGAGUGCAGCCCACAGAUAGUGUAUUAUGAUCCCAGAGAUGACAAGUUCAAGAUUUUGCACAUGCCCGAAAAUGUGGAUUACGACAAAUCGAUUUACUUGGUUGAUUUGAGUGGGUUUUUGUGCCUUUAUUACGAAGGUAGAGACAAGAAUACGAUCGUGAUUUGGACAAAGGAAAAGGGAAUCGACAUUCAUUCUUGGAACAAGUUGAUGACUAUUGAGAAUGUGGAAGAGCCACUUCGGUGGUUUAAGCCGAAAUGGUUGCUCGGAAACAAGAUUGUGAUUCGGAUAAAAGAAACGAAUCAUAGCGGCAGAUUAAUAGUAUACAGCCCUUGUAAGAAGAGGUUUCAAGAAUUUAAAGACACGAAGAUGGUUUUCGGGUGGCUUGGAUUUGUUCCGUAUAUGGAUACUCUGUUCUUCCCCGUUGAGAAAUCGGGUCGAAUCAUAACUGGUGAAUUUGGUUUUCCCAUUGAGAAAUCGAUACCGGAGAGGGAGAGAAAGAGGAAGAGAAAAUGUAUAGAAUAGAGUAUUGAUUUACUUUGCUUGAAUAGAUACAUAUUUAGUCUCUAUUUGCAUAUCUAUUUUUAGGAUCUAAAUUCGGUGUAACAUAUUUUAAUUUUGCAUCGAUUGAUGUUUUGCUCGUGAUUACUUGUUUUUUUUUUAAUUUAACCAUUUCAGUUAUUUUUUAUGAGGGAGCUGAGCAUGGUUCGUUACCGUCGUUCCAGUUGCAAUCGCGGUUGCGAACGGACUCAAAAUGUGAAAAAAUAGUUAUUUUUUCUCUGAAAAGCUCUGUUUUUAAUGUGGGGAAGAUAUUUUCUUGGAUUUUCAAGGUUGUUGAUGGGUUUUGCAGAAGAAUAGUGAGAUUGAAUCUUAGCUCCAAACCGAUCUGAAUUUCGUCGAAGAAAAUGUUGGAGUGAUGGGGCGAAGCGGAGGCUGAGGAUAUGGAUGGAGGUGAGGCCGGAGAGAGUGUUUGCCGGAAGGAGCUGCGAUGAGCUAUGUUCAGUGUAUUUUUGGAAAAUUUCAAUUCAGUCCCCGACUUAAGGAAGAAGUGGGCCUUUCUGAAACUUCAAGGGACUGAAUUGAAAAAAAUUGAAAACUUUAUUUGGGACUUAUUUAUGAAAUUUAUAAUUUAAAGGGUAUUUUGGUCUUUUCACACAAAAAUGGAACCCAAAUCGGAUAUUUGGCGAGUGUUUCACGUAACCAGCUCGUAGCGGCCUUACUGUCAUCGACUAUGCAACACAGAGGUAUGUUCUAAU
This is a messenger RNA of Erythranthe guttata (spotted monkey flower), 1850 nucleotides long. Lineage: Eukaryota; Viridiplantae; Streptophyta; Magnoliopsida; Lamiales; Phrymaceae. The record is from RefSeq and is a predicted model, not a curated record.